CGACGCCGCCAGAGCGACCAGAGCCAGGGCUCGCAGUCCACACUCCACCCUCUGUCCUUUGGGGCAGGUGAGAGAGACAACCCCAGCUUCGGCGCCGGAUCAACGUCGGGGUUGCCUUUGACGACACGCGAUAACGAAAGCACUCCCUCCGGCCGAAAGCUGCCCUCGUGACAACCUGGGAAGAUCCCGAACAAAAGAUCAAUCACGAACACACUGACCAUUGGCCUGCCUGCCGUCAAACAACAAGCAUCUUUACGACAGAUCUGUAAAUGCCAUCGGCCACUGCAUUCUUGUGCCGAAACAUUGCCACACCGAACAAGAACCCCGCCAUUGCAUCCCUCACCGUCGUCCUUCGACCCCUCCAUUCCCACGCUCGAUUCUCGACCUCGGCCCGCACAAUGGCUCCCCCGGCAGCUGCCCUCGACUUUGUCGACUUCGUCAACGCUUCUCCUACACCCUACCACGCCUGCGCUACCGCCGCCGCCCGUCUCGAGAAGGCCGGCUUCACAAAGAUCAAGGAACGCGAUUCCUGGAACUCGACGCUGCGUCCCGGCGGCAAGUACUACCUCACCCGCAAUGGCUCGUCCAUCGUCGCCUUCGCCAUCGGCAAGAAGUGGAGGCCCGGCAACCCGGUCGCCAUGAUCGGCGCCCACACCGACUCCCCGACCCUUCGCAUCAAGCCCGUCUCCAGGAGGAGCAACGUCGGCUUCUUGCAGGUCGGCGUCGAGACCUACGGCGGCGGCAUCUGGCACAGCUGGUUCGACCGCGACCUCAGCAUCGCCGGCCGCGUGCUCGUCAAGGACGCCGACGGCAACUUUGUCCAGAAGCUGAUCAAGGUCGACAAGCCGCUGCUGCGCAUCCCCACCCUGGCCAUCCACCUCGACCGGAGCUCCACCUUCGACCCGAACAAGGAGAACGAGCUGUUCCCCAUCGCCGGACUGGCCACCGCCGAGCUGAACAAGGGCGCCCCGGCCCAGCAGCCCGGCGCCGACGACGCCGACGGAGAGGACUUCAGACCUCUCAAGGCCAUGACGGAGCGCCACCACCCUCACAUCCUCGACGUCAUCGCCUCCCACGCUGACGUCGAGCCCGAGGCCGUCAUCGACUUCGAGCUGGUCCUGUACGAUGUGCAGAAGUCGUGUCUGGGCGGUCUCAACGACGAGUUCAUCUUCUCGGCCCGCCUCGACAACCUCAACAUGACGUACUGCUCCGUCGAGGGCCUCAUCGCCUCGGUCCGCGAGCCCGACGUCCUUGACAACGAGACGACGAUCCGUCUCGUCACCUGCUUCGACCACGAGGAGAUCGGCUCCACCUCGGCCCACGGCGCCAACUCGAACCUCCUCCCCGCCGUCCUCCGCCGCCUCGCCUCGCUGCCGGGCAGCCGCGACACGGCGUCGGACGGCUCCUACGUGGCCGUCUCCCACGACGGCGACUACGAGUCGACGGCCUACGAGCAGACGCUCUCGCGCUCCUUCCUCGUCUCCGCCGACAUGGCCCACUCGGUGCACCCCAACUACGCCGGCAAGUACGAGUCGAGCCACCAGCCGGCCAUGAACGGCGGCACCGUCAUCAAGGUCAACGCGAACCAGCGGUACGCGACCAACUCCCCGGGCAUCGUGCUGCUGCAGGAGUGCGCGCGCCUCGCCGGCGUGCCGCUGCAGCUGUUCGUCGUGCGCAACGACUCGCCCUGCGGCAGCACCAUCGGUCCCAUGCUCAGCGCCAAGCUCGGCGUCCGGACGCUGGACCUGGGCAACCCCCAGCUGAGCAUGCACUCGAUCCGCGAGACGGGCGGCAGCGCCGACGUCGAGCACGCAAUCAAGUUGUUUGAGAGCUUUUACGAGCGGUUCGGCGAACUGGAGGAGAAGAUUCUCGUGGAUUAGGGAGCAGAGGAGAGGCAACGGAGAGGGUGUGGGUGUUUGGGGCUGGAGUGAGGCGUUCUGUGUAGAUGUUGCGGCACUGUAGCAGCAGGCUGACGAGAAAAUAAUUUGAAAUUGUUCAUUCCACCGUUUAGGUUUGAUGACUGGUGUAGCGACAACGUCAGUGG
Molecule: messenger RNA, 2044 nt
Organism: Colletotrichum navitas
Lineage: Eukaryota; Fungi; Ascomycota; Sordariomycetes; Glomerellales; Glomerellaceae
Product: aminopeptidase I zinc metalloprotease
Exons: 2
Coding region: 270-1880 (536 amino acids)
Biological process (GO): proteolysis
Cellular component (GO): fungal-type vacuole
Molecular function (GO): zinc ion binding; metalloaminopeptidase activity
Source: RefSeq, a predicted model, not a curated record